CGCGCAGCGGAAGUGACGCGAAGCGUAGCGGAAGUUGCUGCGGCCGCGGUGUUGUGCUGUGGGGCCGGGAGGCAGGGUUGUAAACGCCGGAACGCGCGAGGUUCUGCCGCCCCGAGGCCGCUGCUGCGCGGAGACCCGGGGAAGCCACCGCCACCAUGUCUGACCAGGAGGCAAAACCUUCCACUGAGGAUUUGGGGGAUAAGAAGGAAGGGGAAUAUAUUAAACUCAAAGUCAUUGGACAGGAUAGCAGUGAGAUUCAUUUCAAAGUGAAAAUGACAACACAUCUCAAGAAACUCAAAGAAUCAUACUGUCAAAGACAGGGUGUUCCAAUGAAUUCACUCAGGUUUCUCUUUGAAGGUCAGAGGAUUGCUGAUAAUCAUACUCCAAAAGAGUUGGGCAUGGAGGAAGAAGACGUGAUUGAAGUUUAUCAGGAACAAACGGGGGGGCAUUCGACGUUUUAGAUAUUCUUUUUAUUUUUUUUUUCUUUUCCCUCAAUUCUUUUUUAUUUUUAAAAAAUAGUUCUUUUGUAAUGUGGUGUUCAAAAUGGAAAUGAAACCGGCACCCCAUCUCUUUACAACAUCUGGUAAUCUGCAUUCUAGUGCUCCUGACUCAUCACUGUUUGUUUUCAUCGUGCUGAUUUUUGGUGAUCAGACCUCAGAUUCCUUCACAUUGUCUUCUUUCUGAGUUGUGUUCAAGCCGCAGGCCGCAAUCACAAGGCCGGCCGUGCUAUCCCCUUGGCUUUCCGGUCAGCCCUGAGAUUCGAGCUUGUGAUAGCUUCACUCCUGGACUAGGACUUGCAAUGGGAGGUGGAAGUUUUUCAGAGAACCAAACUGUGGAAAAGUGACCUUUCCUAACUUGGAGCUUCAUAUCUGAGGGUCUGGACCAAAAGAAGAGGACAACAAGCUUUGGCGUCCACAUGACAGCUAUGGGAGAGGUGACCAGCUCCAAGGGUGGCUCCGCUGGAGAGAAAACAGGCUUAUAAUUUAAAAGAAAUCUUGUCAGAAGAUCCCAGAAAAGUUAAUUUUCAUUCAAAAUUAAUAAAAUUACUCAUGCAGAUGUGUAUACACCAAGAACACUGCUCUUUUUGAGUUUGUUUGUACCUUUUGGCCUGGGAUAUGGGUUUUAAAUGGACAUUGUGUGUACCAGCUUCAUUAAAAUAAACAAUAUUUGUAAAAACUGUA
Molecule: messenger RNA, 1181 nt
Organism: Cavia porcellus (domestic guinea pig)
Lineage: Eukaryota; Metazoa; Chordata; Mammalia; Rodentia; Caviidae
Gene: Sumo1
Product: small ubiquitin like modifier 1
Exons: 5
Coding region: 156-461 (101 amino acids)
Biological process (GO): protein sumoylation
Cellular component (GO): PML body; nucleus
Molecular function (GO): protein tag activity; ubiquitin-like protein ligase binding
Source: RefSeq, a predicted model, not a curated record